UGAGAGCUGCGGCAAGAUGGAGACCUGAGGCAACACACAGGAUGGUGUCCAGUGUACGGCCUAAGGGAUUUAUUCCUAGCUGACGCCGGAAAAAGGCCAUGACAAAGCCCCACCAUGGCUACUGCGGUGGACACGGAGGCCGAGGACCGACGGACUGACUGGGAGGAGUUCUGUGAUAACCAGGCCAGGGUGGCCGCCGCCGACUUCGUUAAGUCCUGGAGAGUGUUUGUGGCACUCCAAGCUCAGUUCAGGGAGUUGGAACACAAGGAACUGGCUCAGAAGUUUGCGGAGCUAUUUCCAGGGCAUUUAGAACAAGCAUUACUUAAUCCUCCCAACGGUGUAAAGGUCCGUAAUGGUGUUGGCAGUGUGGCCACUACAAGGUCUGCCUCGGCUGAUGACAUUCUGGAGGUGACAGCAGUAGUUAGUGACGAGGGGGGCGAGUCCCCGUCCCCUAAAGUGUCUCACAAGCCUUUCUUUAGGAGACUGUCUUUUAAGGGACUGAAGAAGGGUAAAAUAUUCUUAAAACAGCAUUCUGACGAGGUGGAGUUAUCUCCCCACCACGACAAGCAGUUGAAGAAUGAGCGGCACAAGGCCCGCACGGUGAAGCUGGCCGUGGAGUGCGUACGGGAGGGAACCGUGCACCUCUUAGCUGGAGACACUCAGGAGGGCCGGCCACAUUGGUUGAAGUGUCGCAUGGCUCUUGUUAAAGUCGCUGCUGGACAUAUGCUUGAAUUUUAUGCACCUCCUAAGAGUAUGAAGCCCCGUACUGGUGUAUUCUGCAUAUCAAUAAAUGAGGCAAGGGAGACUACUGAUUUGGAGAUGCCAGACCUUAGAAACACAUUUGUUAUCAAGCCAUCGUGGGCAUCAUCAAGGAUGUUUGCAUUUCCACACAUUUGCCAGGCAGAUAGUGGCAAUGAGUGGGUAGUGGAGGCUCAGGACCAGGAGGACAUGAAGGUGUGGCUGACGACCAUCGUUGCUCAUUGUUGUUCCACCGAUAAAGAACAGUCAAAGAAUUAUGAGCUUCGACCAGCAAUGUAUAGUGUGAAGAAUGAGUCAUCACAGUCCCUGGCCGCCACGGUAGGAGGUGGUGAGGUGAUAGAACGUCCUGAACAUCCUCCAGACCUUCCCCCAAGAGUCCCUGGUACUACCUCCCCGAGCUCACAACAGGCAUUUAUUAUAGCUGCAAGACAAAGCAACCUGUCAAUGCACUCCAGAUCUCAAAAUGGACUUGGAGAUUACUCAAGCGAGGACACUGUCAAUGUGCGAGUACCUUCAGAUGUGGACUUUUACUCCAGCCUACGAGACUACCCUUGGUUUCACGGUACACUCUCUCGUUGUGAUGCUGCCUCUGCCGUCCUUCAGGAGGCUGUGGCAGGACAUGGUGUCUUUCUUGUUAGACAAAGUGAAACAAGGAAAGGGGAGUAUGUUCUUACCUUCAACUAUCAAGGGAGAGCAAAGCAUUUAAGAAUGACCAUCAACCCAGAUGGUGCGUGCCGGGUCCAACAUUUGUCCUUUGCCACAAUAUUUGACCUGCUGGAGUACUUCCGUGACAACCACAUCCCUCUAGAGUCUGGUGGUACCUCAGAUGUAACUCUCUCAGAGUUUGUCAUUGCCUCUGAUUAUUCUGCUCGUAAUACAGGAGCAGGGCAAGGAGGAGCAGAGCGCAGACCACCAAACCUCCCAGACACGAGAGAGGUUGCAACUCAUGGAGGAUCAGUUCGCAUGACAACUACAGUCCUUGAACGACUUCAGUAUGAACAGAGUAACUCAGGUGGGUCUACAGGAAGAGCGGUGGAAAAUACCUACACAUAUACAUGAAGACAUGAUUAUUAUGCCCCAGAAAAGAGUAAAUUAAGUGAGUGAUGCAAGAUAAUGUGACUUAAAAUGAAAAAUGCCAAUGAAAGGUAAUUUUUUUUUAUUUAAUUUUAAUGUUUUGUUAAAAUUUGUUGUUUUUCUCUCAUAUCUGAAUCAGGAUACAUUAUUUAUUCUUUGCAUAUGUACGUAAUAGGAAUUUCAUUGCCUUACUCUUUGCCCCCCAACACCAUUGUAAAACACACACACACACACACACACACACACACACACACACACACACACACACACACACACACACACAUAAUUCCCAAGUUGUGAAUAAUUUUUCUGAUUUAAUUUUACACAUUCAUGAAGAUAGUGGUAUUUACUGCCAUAUACUGUAGAUUCUUCUCAAAUAUUUCUCUCCACAAAAUUCUACUCACUCUCCUGGGGGCCAGACAUUGUAGUGUUUAUUUACCUGAUGGGAUAAUGGCUUAUAUCCAUUAUGGACUGUGGACAAUGAAAACGGUUUCCACAGCUUGUAGGAAUUUAACCCAGAGCUUAAAAUCUUGAAUCAUCUUGAAACUUGUACUCUUAGUGUGAUACUGUAAUACUGUCUCUGUGGCCACUGACUCACUCAUUAUCAUUUAUCUUAGAUCUGAAUAUAAGUAUUAAUUUACAUAUUCGAUUUUAUUUUGAAAUUUAUAUGUUCAAGUUUUUGGCUAUUAUUAAUUAUUUGAGAAGCAAUAUGUGUUUUUAUUUUGUAUUACUUCUCUGUAUUUACUUUGUUUAUUUCAGUAUGUUUAGUGGAAUAAUAAACCUCUUGUUUUGUAGUUUACAUUGAAUCAGUUUAGUGUUGCUGAAUAUGAUUUAGAGUAUUGUGUGUCACUUAAGUCUUUUUGAAGGUAAAGAUCUUAUAUUUUUUUAGAGUAGGAUGAACCGUGGCAGGAACAUUAUGGAAAUAUUGCUGUGAGAAGGUGUGAGAAUAUGAACAUAGAUAACGUCUUUUAUCUCACUGUUUGAUGCUGCGAAGGGCUCGGACGUCUUGUACUGUUAUUUCUGCUCGGUACACCAGAGAACUCCAUGGUCAGUCACUCAGUUACCCGUACAGUACUGUUUAUUUCAUUAACCGAAUUGUAAUAGGCAAGCAGCACAUUUUGUGAUGCCACUGAGCAAGAAUUUAUUUUAUAGGUAUUAGUUCUCAGUGAUUAAGGCAUCAUGUUGGUACUGUUCUAUAGACUGUUAGGUUAACAUUGAGGGUGCAGUUUAGUGGUUCUGUAUUUGUGCUGGUUGAGGAGUGCUGAUCACUAAGUGUGUUAUAUGUUUUGAAAUGUACUGUACAGACCUAAGCUAUGAGUGUGUAUGUGUGUUGAGCUUAAAUGUAUACAGAGUGUUUUUGUGCAUGUUUGAGUGUGUGUGUGUGUGUGUGUGUUUACAUAUAUACAUUGCAGUUUUUUAUUUUUCCGUAAAAUGACUUGCAUCUGGCAGGGAACUUUUUGUCCACUUAUCAGUAAUUGCUUGAGACCAAAAAGUUUGGCUAAUGAAUUUAAGGAAAUAGUAAAGAGUCACAAGUAAGGAUGAACAAAUUCUUCAGUUUAUAAGGUGUAUGUUGGCUAAUUUCAUUUUUGAGCUGCAGGUCGGAAAAAAAUUAGGUAUUGAAAAUCUCUUAAUUUUGCCCCUGCAAAUUUUCAAUCUUUCCAAUGAGCUCUUUAGUGUUUCAGGACAUGUGCUAUGAAUUGAUUACAUUUGAUAAUAGAUCUGAAGAAACUGUGAAUGUGAUUGUAUUAGAAGAGGGGCAGUGAUGUAGUGUCGGCAUAGGGAGAACAUAAAAAAAUAGCUUAUCUUUUAAAGCUGGCAAUUAAUUUCAGGAUUUGCCCUUUGCUAGAACAUAAUGGCAUCUUUUCCACACGUGGCUGCAGUCUUCAAAAACUGAGUGGAUCACUGAAAUGUACAUUAUUAUAGACUGUGAUGAGAUGAAGUUUCUACUUUUUGAGAGGAAUUUCCCUGAUGAAUCCUUUGUUAAUGUUCAGUUACAGGUAGUGGCAUCAUUGCUGAGAAUAAGUAUACCAAUAUGGAGUGCUAAAGGGGGUAACUAAUUUCUGCUUUUGUGUGAUUGUGUUUGUGUAAGUACUGUAUAAAUUUUUACAUAUUAAUUGAAAUGCCUGUAUGUUGUGUAUGUUUGUAUUGUAUAUUUUUUGAGUAAGGCAUAAACAAAUACGUACUAUCAUGUAGGAAUUAAUUAUAUUCAGUAGGUUUUAUCAUAUUAAAAAUCAAGAAAGUUAUUGUAUGUUAAAAAGUUCUAAGUAUUUGGUAACUUGCAUGCAUAUUACUUGGCUGGAAACUCUGCUAAUAAUCUCUCUUUCCCCCUCCCAAAUUGAUUGAAAGAUAAUAGCUUAUUGCUGUUGAUUGAACUAAGAUUAUUCAAGUUCGACAUUGGAUAGAGUUGACUGCCUGUAUUACUUUGUUGAGAUUAUAUUGAAAAUUAUAUAGAUUCAUGUGAAGAACAAAAGACAAGUUUGUUUUUAUGUUGUUAUUUGUUAAGUGUUAAUUGACUAAUGUACCAAAAUCCUAAGUUUAUAUUUAAGGAGUCUACAUCAUGUCAAGUGCUGUAAGGUAUACCAGUCUUGUGCAGUGUCUGUGUCUGUGAUGUGGUACCAGGCUGUAUUGCAUUUUGGUAACUAAAAGGAUUAGUGAAUUUGUAGUAUUGAUUUACAAAGAAGUCCAUUACUGUAUAGUAUAUGUGGCAUAAACAUCCGUAACUAAUCCAGUACAGUACAGUACUGUAAUAGCUUCUAAAAAAUGUUUGCACUGACUAUACGGUGAACAGAUUGUUUACGUAAUAAUGUUUGUUUCCCGGAUACAGUAACAUGGAAAAUUCUGUAGAUGUGUUCAUGUCUCAAAAGUGAAGGAGUAACAUUCCAGAUGUGGUAAAAAUUUACAGUAUCCUAUAUUUACAAUUAGAAAAAUGUGGGACAGGUAGCAAAGAUCUUUAACGACAUCCAUGCAGCACUAUGUCACGGCAGAGUAGACGAUGGAGUUUCAACAAAAAUUUUAUGCCUUUAACGUUACACUCAUUGAUCCAGUCUGUGUUUACAGUAGAGUUUUGUACACCGAAUCGUCUCAUAAGAUGUAAAUACAGAAACUAACACAAAUAGUAUAGUUCUACAGAAAUAGUGUGGAAUGAAAUAUUUAACCUGUUGUGUAUGGCCUCUCCUCUGAACUGAAUAAUAUCAUCUGGUGUUCACCAAAUGAAAUAUUAAAAGGGGCAUCCCCCAUAGUGAAGGGGCUAAUGAACUGUAUACGGUAGUGUAAAAUACAGUUAGAAGAUGGUGUAACCAUAAACUUCACAUCCAAGUUCGAUAGGUUGUGAAAAUCUUUGUGCAGAUUUAUCCUCUUCGUCACAGUGAUGUAUUCAGUCCAUCAUAAGAUCCUCAGAGUCGCAGAUGGUGAAGUUCGUGGUACAUCAAAAUUAACCUGGAUGUAAUAGGAGAAGAGCCAGGUUUGGUGUAUCUGCCUAGUAUAUGCUGCUGUGAGCAAUAAUACCCCUCUCAGUCAAUGGUGCUCGGCUCAACCAAUGACAUCAUAGUCUCCUGUGGGUGCUUCCAUUGUUCCACCACAGUCUCCCAUUGCCCUUAGAAUUGGAAGGAUAUAUAGUGUGACAUCUUACAAUUUUGAGGUAGAAAUGGUAGAAUCACAGGAUAUUAUUAGUGGUGUAGAAUAUAAUCCCAACCAGGAACACCUUGACAGUGAACCUUUGUCACAGGACAGCAUAGAGAGUAAGGAGGAGCAUGAAGUUUGAGGCAGCUGGACUCUUAUGAGUGACUUGUUUCAUGAUGUAAAACCUAAUCUGAAGACACUGUUCUCAUGUAGAAUAUUCAGGAAUAUAUUCUGCCUUCGAUGCAAAUACAUUUUCCACUGUAGAUGAUACAUUCCAGUUAUUUUUUGACCAAGCAUUAGUGUCUACCAUGUGUCAGUGGGUAAAUAUGAGAGCGGAUAUAAGUGUCACUGAACAUCUUCAAUGGAGGGGAAGAGUGAAUAGUUUAAUUUGGAAUUAAGUUAAUGUAGUUGACAUGUACACUAUUGUUAGCCUUCUCUUUGUCGCAGGGUUUGUCAGGAAGAAACUGUGGAGGGAAUAACUAAUCUUCAGAUGACAGAGUUUCUCAGGCAACGAGUCACAAAUACAGUACAGUAGAGUAUGAACACUUUCAGCACUGUACAAUGAAUGUAUUGUUUGCGCAUAUAAUAUACAUGUUCUGUACAGGACAUAAAUAUUUGUCUUGAAUAUAAUUUCCAAGUGCCCGGGAGGGUGGAAAAAUUAUAUUACCUGUACCGAUAAAUAUUGUGAAUGGUGAUGUGUGACGGCUGGCCAAGAUAAAGUGGUUUAUGUUCAUUUUACUCAUCACAUUAUAUUCUCAAAUACGUACAACACAUCUGGCCCAUGAAGUGCUCCGUGGAUGUUGUGAGGAGGACCUUUAAACUCUAUUGUGGUUAUCAGUACUGUUCAUGUCUCUCUAAGUGUGGAUAUUCUGUAUUACAUUUAAGAAAUGUCAUUUACUCUCAUAUGGAUUUAAGUACGGUACUCAUUGCUCAAAACUUACAUGAAGGCAGUUUAGGUAGCGGCUGCUCUGAUGAAUAAUCCACUCUAGAAAAGGAAUAUUAGAUUAUCCCAGAAUACACAGGUAAUACUUUGUGGUAUUGGAUAGUCUUGUCUUUUCAGUGCUCUGUAUUCUAGUCAUAUAUUAAGACUUCACAUUUAGUCGAUAUUCAGGAGCGUUAUCAGAUCUGUGUAUGGUUAGAUAUUUGUGGAAAAAUCCUCUUAUGCCUCUAUAUAGUGCACUGAUAUCUGUUGAUCCAUGAACACGUAGGGAUUGAGCAAUUGGACACAGUUUUAGGCAGCAUUUGUGGAUAUUUGAUACAAGAGAUAUCUUGGCAGCAUGAGUUUUUGUUGUUAUGAAAGUGAUCAACAUCAGAAUGUGGUUGAAUUUUCUGAAGCAUAUAAUUACUUAAUAUAGUGAACUACAAUAGAUCAGUGAUUUGAAAGUAUGGUGUAAAAAAUUGUGCAGUAUAUAUAUUGGCUACAGUGAUAGGUGACUUAGUACAGGUGCUACUGAUCUUGAUAUGGAACUUCCCAAAUGAAAGUAGAAAUAUAUUGACAUGAUUGAAAAGUCUUUGUGCAGGUCUUGGGUCACUAUUGAGAGUGCUUGUUUCUGGUUGACUUGACUGCUGUGACUCUUCAUAUUUACCAUCUUCUGAAAAAUACUGUAUAAACAUUGGAACAUCACCUAGUAGUGUACAGUACAUGUUCUAAGUCCAUAUUGGUCAAGUUAUAAGACUACCUUCUAAACACUGCCAGUACAGUACAGUAUUGUAUGUUUUGGAUUAACCUUCAGGUACAGUAGUUGGAACAUCAAGUAAUCAUUGCACACAUUUAGCUUAGCUUAUUAUGUACACUUGGUGAGUCCCAUAGAAAAUUGACUUUAUUGAGUUCCUGUAAUAAUUCCUUAAAGUUAAGCAGUAUUGUUCAAAUAUCAAAAUAAUGAUGAUACUCUGUAGUCUUGUGGAGCACUAAGGCAUGCAGGCAGCCUUACAACUAUAUGAAGAUUAUAAACUUUCACUAUUAGUGUGCAUUCGAGUUGUUCACAAGUAACAAUCACAAGGCUUCUAAUUUAUAGGUAAAAUCUCAUUACAGGGUAUUAUUAAAAUGAUAGUUUCUUUAUUUUUGAAGGGAAUAUCCUGUUGAAAUACUGAAUACAGUGCUGUACUGGCAAUGUUUAAAAGGUAGCUGCUUAUAUAAUAGAAUAUUUUGACCCUUAAGGUCAAGCCAAACUUCCAAGUCAGGAAAUUAGUUUAAGUGCACCAGUGAACCCCUGAGUGUAUAGUAGCCUGUAUGUGAUAUCCUUGAUAAAUUUCAGGCUAAUGAUUUCGAGUUGCAGAUGUAAAAGUCUCUUUGACUUAUGAUGCUUUAGUUUAGCUGUGGAUGGUGACUACAUUUAGGUGAAUUGUAUAUACAUGUUUAGUUUGUCUCAGAGUAUAGUGCAUGUGAUCUUUAUGAGGAUGUGGUUGCAGUUUUUAUGAUUUUUAUAAGAAUACACGAGCAGUCAGAUUGUCCUCAGCUACGAUUGUUUACUCUAAACUUAAUCAGUUCUUGAGAUGGAAACUUUCAAUGUUGUUUGUUGAUGUUUAUAUAACAAUUUAAUAUGAUUUUUAAAUAAAUGGAUACUUUAAUAAGCUAAUCUUUAUACACUAUUGUGGAUGGCAUAUUUGUAAAUACUAAUGUGGCAAAUAUCCAGUUUACAUUUCAAGUUUGAAUUCUUUAAUAUCAUUGUUCAUCUGAGCAGCUCCAUAUACAAACAUUCUUUGUCAGGAAAAACUGUGCAUUCUUCAGUGUGCUUGGGAAUUAUUCAUAAGUUGUAUAUAAGGUGGUAUCAUCUGUCAUAUCCUCUUGAUAUCUAAACUAUGCUUGCCGAGGGGUUUAAUUCUUUACAUGUGUAAUGUGAAUUGGCAUCCUGCUAGUUUGAUGACCAAUGUCACAGUAAAUUAAACAUCGUCUCUAAUGAGGUGAAAUUGUAGCAGGACAUGAAUGAAAACUAAGUGUCAGUGAGCUUAUACUCCUGCUUCCACAUGUUUUAUUACAAUUUUGCUUUGAUGAUAUAUUAUGAAAUGCACUCAAGAGUUUGAGCAUUUAUUGAAAAUAGAUCAAAUUACUCUUGCUAUUAAAUGUUUUACAUUUUUCUCUGAUCUAGAGUUCUGCUCAGCACAUUUGGCAAAGCACUAUUGGCCCUUUGAUAAGUGGAGUUGGUUGCUAAACACUGUUAAGCUCCAGGGUAUAGGUAUACCUAUACUGUACUGUACUCUGUUUCCUCCUGUGAUGAUGCCACUGUGGUGAUGGUUUAAGUGUUUGGAUGAUUGCUGUAAAUGCUUGAAAACUCUGAUUAAUGUAGUUUUCUUGAGCUGUAUCCAGUAACUCAUGUUCCUGGUUUAAUGUGAGGUGCUCAGUGUAUAAUCUCCUGGUUAUUUGUUUCUCUAUAUUUUGUGAACCUUUUUCUGUACUGACGGCAGGAGAGUGUGUGCAGAAUCUCACUGAACACUUUCUCACGUGAUUGAUUGUCUUCACAUCUUUAAAUGCCAAAGACUUUACCCUAAUUUUCCUUUUUUUUUUAAGACAUCCUUUCAUGAGCUUAAGUACAAAAAGUACAGCUGCCUUGGCAGAAUUAAAAUUAUUUACAAGUUAAUGUAAAUUAUAUCUGGUAAAACAAAAAUAAAAUGGUAUGAUAUCAAUGUCAGAAUAGAUGAGUUUGAAAUUAAUCAUAUUAUAUAUCAGUGAAUAUAAUAUGUUCAUCUUGUGGCUAUUUUUCUGUUUUUGACCUGGAAAAGCACAAAGCAUUAUUAUAUUAUACAUUAUUAUAGACCUUGCACAAUACAUGCAAUUCAUAAUUGCUAUUGCACAGGAUUUAAAAAAGAUGCCAAGGAAUUGCAUGGAAGUUAUUGUUACAAGAAUGAAUUCUUUAUGGAGAAAAUUUAUGCUCUUUCUGAUAUUUGAAGAGCAAUAAAGCACUGUUUAUUGUUUAAUGAGUUAGUUAAUAUAUUUUUGUCCAAAGGCAUCCUGUGAGUCUCUUGGCUUGAUCAUGGCAUUAAUGAGGCUUGUUACUUCUUAUACUGUUUGUCAGAGGAGUGGUUGUCAGUGCUGUACUGUAUCCACUUUACCCUUCAUUAAUCAUAUGUGCUCCACUCAAAAUAAAAUGAAAGAUAAUUUUGUAAUACUGUAGUACUUUAACUCAUAUACAUUACCUGUCCAGCUGUAAGAGUAGCCAUAACUCGUAACCAAAUAAGAACAGCAGGGGAAUAGAUGCAACAAGUCGCACAAACUUUUGAGGUUUCAAUGCUGUCAUGGGGGAUAUUAUUGUUGAUAAGCUCCACAGUCACAUGGUGUCAUGCAUACUUUGUUUCACUUUAUGACAUACAGUACACACAGGUUUAGUAAGUUCUAUUAAUUAAGACCCAAUCCCCAAAUUUAUUGAUGAAUAUGUACUGUAUACAGUAUACUGUACUGUACACAAUACAUCUACCCUUUAUAGUACUGUACAGUACUGUAAAUAGUAACUGGAGUGUGAUAAUGAUUCUGCAUGGGUCCUCCUCCUUGAAGUGCAGGAAGAGGUACAUUGGGUAUUUAUGGUUAAAUAUGGACCAUUUUCAACCAGAUUCAAACAAAAUACUGUAUUGAGUAUUUAUGAUAUGGAAAUUUUCAGCCUUAUCUUGUAUGGUCUCUGCUUUUCUUCAAUAUUUAUAUGUCAAUUCUGAAAUAAGUAUAAGAUGUACUGCCGUAAGGAGGUGCCAUAUAAUAAAUGAUUAUGAUUAUGUGACUAUAAAUGUAGUGUAAUGUUACUGUGUGUUGAUCAUAAAAGAUAAGAGAUGUCACAUUCCAGACCAGGCAGCUGCUGGUGCUUAUAGAGGCUGGUGAGGAUACCAUGGUCAAAGUUCUUUCAAUGUGUGCCAUCAAGAACAAGUUUCUCUAUCGUUGAUUUUGUAGUAAGACUUAACAAUUCUCUUCAUUCUAGGUUAUACUGUAUGGUGAUGGUUGAAGCUUCUUAUCUUGACCAACUUAGAUUAAUGUAUUCUCUACUUAAGAAAGAAGAGUUUUAUCUGUUGAGUACUGAUAACUGUUGCUGUAGAGGAUGUAUAAGAGUAUGCAUAACAUGACAAUUGUUAUUGUUUAAAAAAAUUAAUUAGACAUAUGUUUUAUAGUUAAUAUUUUAUAGUACUGCAGUCAUGUGUGGAUGCUUUGUCUUGUAAGGUAAAAAUGUCACUCAAUUAAUGUUCAGAGCCGAAUAUGAGAAACCAGGAAGUAGAUAUGAAUUAGCUGCUGGGUGCAAGAGCUAUACUGUCAUAUGUAUAUAAAUUUGAUGUUCUCAGCCUGUACAUCAAGUGUUCUGAUUUGGUAUUUGAUGAGCAGCUGUUUGAUAGAAGGUCUGUACAGUAUAAUGUGGUGAUUCCUGAACUUCUUUCUCAAACUUAAAUUGUUAGGGACGGUGAACAUCAUGUGCAUCUAUCUGAGGAUGUCUUUUUAAGCUUCAACUGUUUUACUAAGGUUGUUAUUAUAUAAUUAUUGUGUAAUUGAUUCAUACACAUUAAUCAUUUAACUCUUGGAAAGCACAAGGUGACAACUAACCAUACAGUGUACAGUAUAUUAGCUCCAAGGCCCAGGAAGACCCAUAGAUUUAGAAUGAUCACCCAAAUACACAAAUGUGACAAGUUGUAACUCAACAGAAAAAUCUAUAUUCUUAAACAUUAAAUUUAUAUUGUACUAUCACUUAAGUAGUGAUUGAUUUUACUCAUCUUAAUAUAAUCAGAUCAAUGCAGGGGGCUUUUGUGAUUUAUGAAUUCAAGAUAAGAAGUUUCAAAUGAUUACUUCUGUGAGAAGUACUGUACGUACUGUACAGUACUGUACUGUGUUUAGGUACUGUAGAUUAUUAAACAUUUCUAACUUGUGCAAUAAUUUUUACAGCUUUUUUAGGAAUAUCUCUCUAUGUAGUGAGUUGGCCAGUCUAAAACACUCAUGAAAUUGGAAAGAAAAUGUUUCUUUGCUGUUCUACCUCUGACUUAGACUGGUUCCUGAGACACCAGGCAACAACAUCAUGCUAACCUGCUAGCCCUCCCCCUCUGUAGUGUUCAUCUUGAGAGUGGGCCUGUAGGUAGACUGUUUCCAGGCAUAUGUGACUUACUUAUGAGACCUGAUGUGUAACAGAUGGAUUUUUUUUUUUAUGGCGAGAGUAGAGUUCAUAUUGAUCCUUUUAGGAAGGCACAUAUUUGCUGGUUUUUCAUCAGUAAUUAACUUAUAAGUACAAGAUGAGGUUUCCAGUGAUGACAAGUGCCAGAACAGUGUUCCCAGGUAGCAGCUUUAUGUGACAGUAAGAGAGCGAGAUAAACAGCUUGUGUGGUACAAGAACCAAGUUGUUAAAUAUUCUGUCAGUGGUGUAUUUUUCUUUUGUGUAGUUAGUUUAUAUUCAAAAUUACUGAAUAGGGAAUAUCAUCAUUUACUGUGAAGAAUUUGUCAUGUUUGACUUAGAAUAAUAUUGGUGCCUGUAUUAUAGGGAUUGUCAGAUGUUUGACAUGAGAAAAUAUUGGUGCCUUUAUUAUAAGACUUGUCAAUAAGUUCAGUACGUAUGUCUUAGAUACCAAAGUCUACAGCUUAGGUUCUGUACGACCACUGAAGCUGUCAUGUUGUAGAGUUGGUGGUUGUGUGUAAAUGUGGCGGACAAGGUAGCAUUUAUGUUUUAUGCUGCUUUUACACGACAUGCUCAUGACAACAUUUAAUGCCAAAUAAAUUUUUUUAGUCA
Molecule: messenger RNA, 12128 nt
Organism: Homarus americanus (American lobster)
Lineage: Eukaryota; Metazoa; Arthropoda; Malacostraca; Decapoda; Nephropidae
Gene: Lnk
Product: SH2B adapter protein 1-like
Exons: 11
Coding region: 115-1818 (567 amino acids)
Biological process (GO): intracellular signal transduction
Cellular component (GO): plasma membrane
Molecular function (GO): transmembrane receptor protein tyrosine kinase adaptor activity
Source: RefSeq, a predicted model, not a curated record